Molecule: messenger RNA, 783 nt
Organism: Ruditapes philippinarum (Manila clam)
Lineage: Eukaryota; Metazoa; Mollusca; Bivalvia; Venerida; Veneridae
Product: small ribosomal subunit protein eS8-like
Exons: 6
Coding region: 108-734 (208 amino acids)
Biological process (GO): maturation of SSU-rRNA from tricistronic rRNA transcript (SSU-rRNA, 5.8S rRNA, LSU-rRNA); translation
Cellular component (GO): cytosolic small ribosomal subunit; ribosome
Molecular function (GO): structural constituent of ribosome
Source: RefSeq, a predicted model, not a curated record
AUGGGCGAAUCGUGACGAGACGAAUAAUUAGUGGGGCGAAUGUAUAUUACCGGAAGUAGUCUGAACGAGAAAGUACGUGAUUUGUCCUUUCCAUUAAACAAGCCAACAUGGGUAUCUCCCGUGAUAAGUGGCAUAAGCGUAGGUCGACCGGUGGUCGCAUGAACCAACUUCGAAAGAAGAGGAAAUUUGAACUUGGUCGUCCACCAGCACAAACAAAGCUUGGUCCCAAGCGUAUUCACACUAUCAGAACCCGUGGUGGUAACAAGAAAUACAGGGCACUUCGUCUCGAUACAGGAAACUUUUCAUGGGGUUCAGAAGCAAUUUCCAGAAAGACUAGGAUCAUCGAUACUGUAUACAAUGCCAGUAACAAUGAAUUGGUGAGAACUAAGACACUUGUGAAAAGUGCUAUUGUACAGAUUGAUGCCACCCCAUUCAGACAAUGGUACGAGGCCCACUAUGCUGCUCCUCUUGGUCGUAAAAAGAAUAUUAAAUUGACAGAACAGGAAGAGGCCAACCUAAACAAAACCAGGUCAAAGAAAACAAUGAAGAAAUACGAGGAGAGACAAAAAUCUAAACAAGUAGAGCAGGCCCUUGAGGACCAGUUUGCUACUGGCCGUGUUUUAGCUAAGAUUGCAUCAAGACCAGGCUGCACUGGGCGAUGUGACGGUUAUAUCCUUGAAGGCAAAGAGCUCGAAUUCUACAUCAGAAAAAUGAGAACCAAGAAGGGGAAAUAAUCUGUGAAAUAUCUGUACAGUGUGAAAAUAAAAAAAAGGACAAACAAAA